Sordaria macrospora k-hell is the source of this 507-nucleotide messenger RNA. RefSeq lists its product as uncharacterized. The record is from RefSeq and is a predicted model, not a curated record. NCBI's taxonomy places the organism in Eukaryota, Fungi, Ascomycota, Sordariomycetes, Sordariales, Sordariaceae.
AUGUGCCACCGCAUCAUCCGCACCAUCUGCCCCUCCUGCCUCCGCCCAGCCGCUUACCCCCAGCGCCACCGACUCGAUCAAUGCUUUCCUCCCAAAAUCUACACGGGAUGGGCGCCCGCAACCGCCAUGUACGAGAAGCACCGGGCGGAAGAGGAGACGAUUCCCGAGGUGUGCCAUCGUUGUCGAUAUGCUCGGGGGUGGUGGACGUGGCUUGAUGGAGGUAAAGGUGAAGGUGAAGAAGAUGAGAGCGUGGGAAGGGAGCAGGGAAACAAGAGAGUAGAGGACUUGGAGGCGAAAGCUGAGAACGUGGAGUGGAGCAUGGAAAUGCCCUUAGAGGUGGAGGAGAGCGUGGGUCAGAAGAAGGGAAUCGUCAAGGAAGUGCCCCUGGAAGUGGAAGUGGAAGAGAAGAAAGUGCCCCUGUCCAAGAAGGGGAAGAGGAAGGCGGGAGAGGAUCUUGAUGUGGAGCUGCUAGUAGGGGUCGAAACCAAGAGGCGGCGGUUUCCGUAA